This is a messenger RNA of Trypanosoma cruzi, 756 nucleotides long. RefSeq lists its product as uncharacterized. Gene Ontology annotation, cellular component: ubiquitin ligase complex. The coding region runs from base 1 to 756 and encodes 251 amino acids. The transcript has a single exon. The record is from RefSeq and is a predicted model, not a curated record. Gene Ontology annotation, biological process: protein neddylation; positive regulation of ubiquitin-protein transferase activity. Gene Ontology annotation, molecular function: ubiquitin conjugating enzyme binding; cullin family protein binding; ubiquitin-like protein binding. Lineage: Eukaryota; Euglenozoa; Kinetoplastea; Trypanosomatida; Trypanosomatidae.
AUGCCCCCCAAGGGUCAGAGGAGUUUGAAUAUUGCACAGCCCCUUUCAUCAAGCCGGGCUCAAUCGGCCAAUGCUAUAUUACGUUCUGCAGCGAGCGCGAUGGCAACGUCGGGACCAGCGGCUUCCAAGUCUUCUCCAAGAACAUCAUGUUUCCCCAGGGCGUUCAUGUCUACAGGGAACGCACGAAAUGAAAUGGAGGCUUACUAUGAGCAGCUUCUGAGUCAGGACCGUGUUGAUGGAGUGGAUGCGUUUGGGAAGAACGGAAUUCAUCUUCUUUGCAAGGGCCUCGGUAUUAAACCAGAAUCUUUUGAGAUGUAUACACUUAUUUGGAAAAUGGGUGUCACACGGGGCUGUUGUAUUCCUCGUGCAGACUGGCUUAAAACGAUUUACACAUACAAAAUUGAACAACCAAUGGAUUUGAAGUUAGUUCUCGUUGAGUGGGUGAAAGAGUCCAGAGGAGAUAGCUUUACAGAAUUCUACAACGACCUAUACGAUUACAUCCGUGGCGAGGAGGCUCGUCUUAUGCCUUAUGGAACGGCCGUGGAAGCUUGGGCGGUUCUUUUUCAAAAUGAGCCCCGCAUAAUUCCUUGGAUUAAAUGGUAUUCAGAUAUCUAUAGGCGGGAAGUUACACGCGAUGUGUGGAGGCAAAUUGGGAUUUUCUUGUCAGCUGUCCCAAAUAUUGAGGCAUACAACGUCGAGGACAGAUGGUCGUGCGCUAUAGACAGCUAUGUGGAAUGGUGUAAAGUUUCUGGUUGA